This is a messenger RNA of Clupea harengus (Atlantic herring), 9953 nucleotides long. RefSeq names its product microtubule-associated serine/threonine-protein kinase 2-like (gene mast2). The annotation marks the transcript as partial. Gene Ontology annotation, biological process: peptidyl-serine phosphorylation; intracellular signal transduction; cytoskeleton organization. Gene Ontology annotation, molecular function: protein binding; magnesium ion binding; protein serine/threonine kinase activity. Gene Ontology annotation, cellular component: microtubule cytoskeleton. The transcript has 27 exons. The record is from RefSeq and is a predicted model, not a curated record. NCBI's taxonomy places the organism in Eukaryota, Metazoa, Chordata, Actinopteri, Clupeiformes, Clupeidae.
UGAGUCUCUUCUCUCGUCAUUUGAAGGAGGGCUGUGUGUGGCACCUUAAACUGACGGCAAAGACUGUGUGGUAUACUGCUAUAACUGCAGGGGAUGGAGAUAUAAUACUGUCUUUAUGGUAUCAGUUUUUUUUUUCUUGGUUUUGGUUGGUUGGUUGGGAUCACUCUGGCAAAUAUACUGUGUACAUAAAUACUGUGAUUUGUAUUGACCUUGUGGUGUAUGUCUUCCUUCUUUGCAGCUGUCGCACGAGCAACCGGAAGAGUCUGAUUGUGACUUCCAGUACCUCACCCACCCUACCCAGGCCCCACUCACCACUGCAUGGCCAUCCAGGGAGCAGCCCCUUGGACAGCCCUCGGAAUUUCUCCCCCAACACCGCUGGCCACUUCUCCUUUGUCCCAUCGCGCAGUCACGGGCACAGGGCAGACAGAACGGAUGGCCGGCGCUGGUCUUUGGCUUCUUUACCCUCUUCAGGGUACGGGACUAACACACCCAGCUCCACAGUCUCUUCAUCAUGUUCAUCCCAGGAGAAGCUCCACCAGCUGCCCUUCCAGCCCACGCCCGACGAGCUGCACUUCCUCACCAAGCACUUCAGCUCCGAGAGCAUCACCGACGAGGAGGGACGCCGUUCGCCCGCCAUGCGCCCGCGCUCACGCAGCCUCAGCCCCGGUCGCUCCCCCAUCUCGUUUGACCAUGAAAUCGUCAUGAUGAACCAUGUCUACAAGGAGCGAUUCCCCAAGGCUACGGCUCAGAUGGAGGAGCGCCUGGCGGUGUUCAUGGCCUCCAACGCCCCCGAUAAGGUGAUGCACCUGGCGGACGGGGUCCUCAGCUUCAUCCACCACCAGCUCAUAGAGCUGUCCCGAGACUGCCUGGACAAGUCCCGCGAGGGGUUGAUCACCUCACGCUACUUCUACGAGCUUCAGGAAAAUCUGGAGAAACUGAUUCAGGAUGCUCAUGAGAGGUCUGAGAGUGAGGAGAUGGCGUUUGUCACGCGGCUGGUGAGGAAGCUCAUGAUCGUGAUCUCCCGGCCUGCCCGGCUACUGGAGUGUCUGGAGUUCGACCCAGAGGAGUUCUACCACCUCCUGGAGGCUGCCGAGGGCCAUGCCAAGGAGGGCCAGGGCGUCAAGUGCGACAUCCCCCGCUACAUCAUCAGCCAGCUGGGUCUCACCCGGGACCCCCUGGAGGAAAUGGCCCAGCUGAGCAGCUAUGACAGUGGCCAUCCUGACACCCCUGAGACCGAGGACUCCAUUGAUGGUCGAGGAGCCUCUGUCCAGUCAGCUCCAGUUCAGCAGAAAACCAAACCCCCUCGAGAGGACGACUUUGAAACCAUCAAGCUGAUCAGCAACGGUGCUUAUGGCGCCGUGUUCCUGGUGCGUCACCGCGAGACUCGCCAGCGCUUCGCCAUGAAGAAGAUCAACAAGCAGAACCUGAUCCUGAGGAACCAGAUCCAGCAGGCCUUCGUGGAGAGGGACAUCCUCACCUUCGCCGAGAACCCCUUCGUCGUCAGCAUGUUCUGCUCCUUCGAGACCAGACGACACCUCUGCAUGGUCAUGGAGUACGUGGAAGGUGGAGACUGUGCCACUCUCCUGAAGCAUAUCGGGGCGUUGCCUGUGGAUAUGGCACGCAUGUACUUCGCUGAGACUGUGCUGGCUUUGGAGUAUCUCCAUAACUAUGGCAUUGUUCACCGAGACCUCAAACCAGACAAUCUGUUGAUCACCUCCCUGGGGCAUGUCAAACUCACUGACUUUGGACUGUCUAAGAUCGGCCUGAUGAGCCUCACUACCAACCUCUACGAGGGACACAUCGAGAAAGAUACUCGGGAAUUUCUUGACAAGCAGGUGUGUGGCACUCCAGAGUACAUUGCCCCUGAGGUGAUUCUCAGGCAGGGCUACGGCAAGCCAGUGGACUGGUGGGCCAUGGGGGUCAUUCUGUACGAGUUCCUGGUGGGCUGCGCCCCGUUCUUUGGUGACACGCCUGAAGAGUUGUUUGGACAGGUCAUCAGCGAUGAGAUAAUCUGGCCAGAAGAGGAGGAUGCUCUUCCUGCAGAUGCUCAGGAUCUCAUCUACAAACUCCUCAGACAGAACCCUCUGGAGAGACUUGGCACAGGGAGUGCAUAUGAAGUGAAGCACCAUCGCUUCUUCACCCAUCUGGACUGGAACGGCCUCCUGAGACAGAAGGCUGAAUUCAUCCCUCAGCUUGAGUCUGAGGAUGACACCAGCUACUUCGACACUCGGUCCGACCGCUACCACCACGUGGAGUCUGAGGAUGAGGAGGACACCAACGAUGAAGAACACCUGGAGAUCCGCCAGUUCUCCUCCUGCUCACCCCGCUUCAGCAAGGUGUACAGCAGUAUGGAGCGCCUGUCUCUGCACGAGGAGAAGAGGACGCCUCCCCCCACUAAGCGCAGCCUGAGUGAGGAGGGGGGCGAGCGCCUGGACAGCCUGGGGGGCCUCAAGACCAGAGACCGCAGCUGGAUGGUGGGAUCCCCAGAGAUCCUGCGUAAGCGUCUGUCUGUGUCCGAGUCCUCCCACACCGAGAGCGACUCCAGUCCUCCUCUGACCGUGCGUCGCCGCUGCUGUUCGGCCAUCAUCGAAAUGCCCCGCUUCGCCAUCUCCACCGAGGACGAGGGCGCCUCAGGGAGCUCCAGCAGCAGCUCGGGCGGGCGCAAGACCCCGGUGAGGGGCCCCCGCUCAGAGGAGCUGCCCGUGGAGAGGGCGCUGAAGCUGGACGAGUCGCCCACCACGCCGGGCUCCACCUCCAGCCAACAGAGCCGGGCCACACUCACACCGGGCAGCUCAGGUGACGUGUGUGAACGAGCGUCGCCCCGGCCCUCUGCGUCAGCUGCUGCUGACGUGUCUGAUAGCUCCACCCCUAAAGCCAUCAGUGACCUGGCCGCCCGGCGCGCCCGCCACAGACUGCUCUCCGGAGAGACGGACAAGCACACGCCCUCACGGCCUCUCAACAAGGUCAUCAAGUCCGCCUCCGCCACCACCCUCUCGCUCAUGAUUCCUGCAGACCACCAUGGUGCGUCCCCCCUGGCCAGUCCCAUGUCCCCCCACUCCCUCUCCUCCAACCCCUCGUCCCGUGACUCCUCUCCCAGCCGGGACCUCAGCCCAGCCAUCUGCAGCAUCAAACCUGCCAUCAUCAUCCACCGCGCCGGCAAGAAGUACGGCUUCACCCUCAGGGCCAUCCGCGUCUACAUGGGAGACACCGAUAUCUACACGGUUCACCACAUGGUGUGGAAUGUGGAGGUUGGAGGUCCGGCCCAUGAGACUGGUCUGCGGGAGGGAGAUCUCAUCACACACGUCAACGGAGAGCCAGUGCACGGUCUCGUGCACACUGAGGUGGUGGAGCUCAUUCUGAAGAGUGGCAGUAAGGUGUCCAUCUCAGCCACACCCUUUGAGAACACCUCCAUCAAAGUGGGGCCCGCCCGCAAGACCACUAUCAAGUCCAAAAUGGCCCGGAGGAACAAGAAGACCAAGAACAAGGAAGGCCAGGACAGUAAGAAGAGGAACUCCCUGUUCCGUAAGAUCACCAAGCAGGCGUCUCUGCUCCACACGAGCCGUAGUCUGUCCUCCCUGAACCGCUCCGUCUCCUCUGGAGAGAGUGUGCCAGGAUCCCCCACACACAACCUCUCCCCCCGCUCCCCCACACAGGGCUACCGCUCCACACCAGACUCUUCCCACUCAGUGGGAGGGACCUCAUCUCAGAGCAGCUCCCCCAGCUCCAGUGUGCCAAACUCCCCCGCCAGCUCAGGACAGAUCCGGCCCAGCUCCCUGCAUGGCCUGGCCCCUAAGCUCCAGCGUCAGUACCGCUCGCCCCGCCGGAAGUCUGCCGGCAACAUCCCCCUGUCGCCUUUGGCCCGCACGCCCUCCCCCACCCCACAGAGCACCUCCCCGCAGCGCUCCCCGUCUCCGCUGUCCAGCCACCCUCACCUGGGCCAGUCCUUGUCCUUCCCCGUCAAGCUGCACUCCUCCCCGCCGCUCCUGCGCCACAUCGCCCGGCCCAAGAGCACCGACCCCCAGCGCUCGCCCCUCCUCAAGCGGGUCCAGUCUGCUGAAAAGCUAGCUUCUUCCUCCCUCUGCUCGUCCUCCUCCUCCUCCUCCUCGCCCUCCGCUCCUGCUCCCUCUGCCUCGUGCGGGGCGACCGGUGUGCGUAAGCACAGCCUGGACAUCGGCCACGUGGACUUCAAGAAGGAGCUCCUUCAACGGGAGCCCAGCCUGCAGAGCCUGCAGGAGUCGGCCGGGGAGGGCAGCCUGCUGUUAGGGGGCCGCGCGGCUCCACCAGAGAAGGGCAGCCUGCAGAAGCACUCCGCCCGCAAGCUGGGCCGCCAGGAGGUGAGCGAGGGCGCCGGUGCCCUGGGCUUGGCACCGGGGAAGAGCAAGCUGAAGGACAAACUGUCAGCCAUCCGGCAGGACCGAGCGGAACGCCGGGAGUCGCUCCAGAAGCAGGACGCCAUCCACGAGGUGGACUCAUCCGAAGACGAGACCGACGAGGGGUCGGAGGACAGCCAGGAGGGGAGGAGGCAGACCUACGUCACCCCCAGCACCUGCCUGCUGCGCCCCACUAGUGUCAGCGCAGCACCUGCCCCCUCCUCAGCGCUCAGACUGGGCCCAGGCCCCUCGAUGCCCCCAGCGCUGUCCUCCACACAGCCCGCUUCCCCAAAGCUCAGAGCAAGCGCAGCAACCAUUCAUGGCCAGGCUACACCACAAACACAGACAGCCUCAGACCAGAGAGCUGCUCUAUCUACGCCUCCAGCUCUGGGCUCCGUCAGCAGCUCCACAAAAGCAGCGGAUGUUGUGAGGAGAGAGAGGCCCACUUCUGUCCCCGCCCCACCCAGCAGCUUCUCCACGCCCGGCUCUGCGUUCACCUCUCUCACCAGAGAUCCCUUCCUGAAGCCCGCCGACCCGCGCCCCAGAUCCAGCCCCGCUCUCCUCAGGGGUGAGCGGGCGCCCGAGCCCAAGCCCGCCGGCACACCGCCGCCGCCGCCGCCGCCCGUCUCCAGGGAGUCUCAAACCCCCUCGCCCUCAGGGGGAAUCACCAAGGAGAUGAAGGAGGCGGACAACCGCAGGCAGGCUAUGAGUGUGGCUGCCGCCACCGCGGCCACGCCGCCCGCCGCGUCUGAGAGCGGAGUGGACAGGGUGGUGUCUCAGCUGGCCACCGUAGCCAAGAGUGUGCUGGGCCCCGUCAAACUCAGCAUGCCCGGGGCCAAGGAGAGUGCCUCGUCCAACGCAGCCCACCCAAAGAGCAAAGACCCAAAACUGGAACAGCAGGAUUCGUCGCCGAUGACCACGGCUGCCUCCACCUCUCUGACGGCCUCCGGACUCUCUGCCUCUGCAGCUGCCUCCACCUCUCUGACGGCCCCCGGACUCUCUGGCUCGCCGGCAAGAGCGUCUGCCCCCAAAGCUGAGCCGGCCUGGGCUCUGGACGCUCCGGCUGCCAGGAAGAAACCCUCCCCCCCGAGAGACUGCAGCGCGGCUGGGGAGGAGAGUCAGGACAGGUUGGAGGUGAGGCACAGCGGCUCUUCUCUGAGGCCCAGGCCCGAGGCCAAAGGCAGCUCUACGCCACAAGACAAAGCCAACAAGAAGACAUAGCAGCGCCCCUCACGCCCCCCCACCCCACCGCCUCAUAAGACUGUCAAGGACUUAUGACUCAAGUGCAUGUUGGAACCCAACAUUACAGACUUUUAGCAUACACUAAUCUGAAAAUGAAUAAGGAGAGACGAAAAACACAACAGCUCCAUUCCAUGUCGAGUUUUGUGUAUAUCCUGUUUUAAAGAACCAUUCUCUGUGUCUGAUCCCCCCACACACACCCCAACCUGCUUUUGUUUUUAAUUUGAUAUUUUGGUGUUUUUUUGUCUUUUCUCUGCAAAACAGUGGGGCUAGAAAUAAGCAGAAUGUUGUAAUAUAUUUCGACACAAAUACACACACUCUCUCACACACGUACACUCGGACUAUAGGGACACAAUCCAAGGCACGUGUUUUAUCCCGAACAGAUCUGAUUGUGCCUUAAAGAAUUGCUGUUCAUCUGCAUGUCAACCUACCUACCUGUGAUUUCUACAGGCGGUUAAAGGAUGUAUGGCAGCAAUAAAGUAGCGUAUGCUUAGCAAUUUGUACAAACACAUCACAUAAAGCACCGUCUGCAGCUGCCACUUGGCAAACAAAUGCAUCCAUUUCCCAGCAUCCUUUGUUCACUUCCUGUGACCAUAGAGUGUGUGAGUUGAGGGCUUCUUGUGCAUAAGCUUGGCAGUUGUGCUCCACCUGCACUUUUAGCAGCUCAGUCAUCAUCCAUUCCCUCAAAACGUCACUGUUUUAUCAGUUAGUGUCUGUAAGCCAAUAUGAAUGUUUACUGGUAACGUCCUAGGAUAGAUAAGCAGUAUCGCAGCAUGAAAAAGUAAUACCUCUUUAUGUGUGUGUGUGUGUGUGUGUGUGUGUGUGUGUGUGUGUGUGUGUGUGUGUGUGAGAGAGAGAGGUGUACAUUUAACAAUCGAAUUUGCCAGUGUUGCACAUGAGAUUGUGUCAAGUUUGUGCACAGAAAAAAUCACUACAGCGCCAUAUCAUAUUUGAACAUGUCAAUAGGCGUGCUGAGCUGAACAUAUUUGUAAACUCUGAUAUAGUUAGUUAGUAGUCUAGUAAAACAGUUGGUAUACUAAGUCUAGUUGUAAGAGGAACAUCAUCAUCAUCAUCAUCAUCUGUAUAAUAGAGACAGUUAAACACACAACUGUAGUUCUUUGGUUGCCUGAUAUUCUUUCAAAUCAAAUGUUUCCAAUUGGCUCACCAGCUGUGCUCGCCUCUCAAACCUGGUAAGUGACCCGACCCUCGCCCGACCUCUGACCUCUCACACUCUCAGGCUUCAUCUUAACACUUGUGGGUGAGAACUGGAAGGACUGACUUCACACCCAAAUGUGAUGAUGUGUGUCUCAGAGGUGUUCAGUAGACCGCUGACUUCACACCCAAAUGUGAUGAUGUGUGUCUGAUGCUGAGGUGUUCAGUAGACCACUGACUUCACACCCAAAUGUGAUGAUGUGUGUCUGAUGCUGAGGUGUUCAGUAGACCGCUGACUUCACACCCAAAUGUGAUGAUGUGUGUCUGAGAGGUGUUCAGUAGACCGCUGACUUCACACCCAAAUGUGAUGAUGUGUGUCUCAGAGGUGUUCAGUAGACCGCUGACUUCACACCCAAAUGUGAUGAUGUGUGUCUCAGAGGUGUUCAGUAGACCGCUGACUUCACACCCAAAUGUGAUGAUGUGUGUCUGAUGCUGAGGUGUUCAGUAGACCGCUGACUUCACACCCAAAUGUGAUGAUGCGUGUCUGAUGCUGAGGUGUUCAGUAGACCGCUGACUUCACACCCAAAUGUGAUGAUGUGUGUCUGAUGCUGAGGUGUUCAGUAGACCACUGACUUGAUUUCUAGCCCCCCUUUGCCUCCUAUGUUCACGUUCUGCUUUUAUUUGCAACAAAAUCAACCCAAUAUUUUGCGCUCUGGACCAAUCUGCUGUGUUUUUUCACCGUAUGUGUGUUGCCUCUUAUCUGAUAAGGUUACCUGACUAUAUGCUCUGUGAAUGUGUUGUGUGUGUGUGUGUGUGUGUGUGUGUGUGUGUACAUAGGUGAGCGAGGCAAGUGUCUGUGUAUAUAUAAAUGAAUAUUUAAAACUCCUUUCUGUGUUUUCUACGCUGCAGUAUUGAGAGUGUGUGUGUCUGUAAAUGAGUGUAGCCUCUGUGUGUAUUGCACCUGUGCGGUCCAAUCCUGCCCUUUGUGAAGCGCUGGGCCAGAGGGCAGCUUUGCACACAAAAAAAGCAACCCCCUUUUCUUUUUUUUUUUACUUUUGGGUUUGUGUGUGUAUUUUUUUGUCCUUUCCAAGUGAAACAAUAAAUUGGCCAAUCAGACCCCAUCUUUCCUAGGUGUUGACCAAUCCCUAGACGUCUAGGGGUGUUGUGCACCUCAAGUUUUUAUCUUUGGACUUUUAAACGGAUCCCCUUUUCUGUUUCUGUGGUAUAUACCGUUGUAUUAUUGUAUUAUAUUGUUGUUUUAAACUAAUUGUUUUAAGAUUACCCAGCCCAGACUCUCCCCUUUUCUCAUUAUUGUCUGUCACCAUAAGGUUACUCGCUAUCACUGUUCUCCACCCAGUCAGAGGCAGGUGUUUUUGCAUUGUGUUUACAUAUCUUUACCUCAGAACAAGCCACUAACUUGAGCCAUGUUGCAGUGCCAAUGUCCAUUGCCCCUCACUCUUGACCUGAUUGUAGUGUUGAAGCCAAUGUAGGCCGCACACGUACGCGAGCGUGAGCGAGUGCUUUUACUGAGCUGUGUCCACGGGGAGCAUGAACAUAAUGUAGGCUCUGUACAGCAGGUGAAGGCUUUCUGCAUAGUCCAUACUGAAUAUGAUUCAUCCUCCUGAAGAAUAGGACGGCGCACUGACUGAGUCAGUGGAGAGGUGAUGCUCUAGCCCUCCCUCCCUGACUGAUAGAGGCUGGUGUCGCAGAGGAAAACAUGUCUCUUUGUGGUUGUCUCAGACUCGUUCAGUGUGUGGAGUUCUUCCAACCUCUUAGUGGUGCACGCUGUCCAACAGACAGAAGAUACUAUUGGUACCGCUAACCUAACCAUGACACAGAUUUUUGACUCUGUACACAAUUUUCAGAGUGUAUAAAAUAAUAUGUGAUGGUUUUUUUAGUAUAUAAAGUCACUUCAAGCCUGUUCAGAAAAACUCCAUCAGAUCAAUUUGUAAAAAUGCACUGUGGUGCACAGGAGUUGAUCUUGAUGGUUGUUAUUGAGAGUGAAAGGAUGAGCUGAUAAUUCUCUAAAAAAAACUAAAUAUGAAACGUGUAAGAAUCAUUCCAUGUGUGGUACUGUGGUCAUGUGGUCAAGACUUUCACUUCUCUGCCAGGAGACGAGGAAAGCUGUAGUGGAUCUCCAAAAAAAUGUUUUCUAUGUGGAGCGAGGAUGUAUACGUUUACAGAUAGUAGCACAGUGGAUGUCAUUAGAGUAUGUAGUUUAUCUCUGGAACCUUCUGGAAGGCAGACCGCCUCGCUUUCUUACUGAUCAGUGGGUGGCUGCAGCCUUCAGUCAGUCAUCUCCGUCUGAAAUUGAGAUGGAACCUCUCACCAAUUGUGAUGAACAGACACACUCCCGCGUGUGCAAUGACUGUUCUGCCGUCAGUUUGAGAGAGGACUGGUUGUGUCGGUGACCCCAAAGUCCUCAUUAAUGUACAGCCACCAGUCUUGGCCACAGAACCAUCCCUCUGCUAACAGCCACUCAGCACAAGCUCAAAUCACACAUAUCCUACACAUAAAAAAACACAUGGUGACCCACACGCAUGGAAUCAAAUGAUUUUCUAAGAAAUCGAUAUCUCUAAAUUUCUCCUACCUAUCAAACAUAGUGUACCUUCACACAUUCGCAUUUGUAGUCGUUGUCUCCCACAUUUUGCACAUACACACUCUCUCACACAUACACACUCUCUCACACAUACACACACUCUCACACAUACGCACUCUCACACAUACACACUCUCUCACACAGACACAUAUUUGUAUUGCACUCCAUCAGUUAAGGUCACGUGUGUGUGAGUGUGUUUGUGGUCUCCAUUCUGUGCUUUCUUGUGCCCACAGCACAGAUUACUGAUCAGUGUGAGGGCUUUGGUCUUUGUCACACACACACACACACACACACACACACAAUUGAUGGCUGGAACUGAAUGAAAUGACACUUGCAGGCUCGACUGUGAGACAUUCCUCUGGGGUUUUAAAGGCUGUCUGAUCCUGAUUCUGUGUAUAGUACCCUGUGUUUUUAGCGUUCUGGUAUUAAGGGAGAGGUGGCGGUAGAGUUAUGUAUGGUGGAGAGACAUGAGUUCCGAGGGAAGAGAAGAAAAUGCUCGAGUAACCAGUGCAAUAUCUUUUCAUUUUCUUUUGUGGUAUAAGCAUGUUUGUUGUCAAUUUUUUCUUAUAAGUAAUAAAGUUUUUAUGUAAACA